Molecule: messenger RNA, 1317 nt
Organism: Brettanomyces nanus
Lineage: Eukaryota; Fungi; Ascomycota; Pichiomycetes; Pichiales; Pichiaceae
Exons: 1
Coding region: 1-1317 (438 amino acids)
Cellular component (GO): mitochondrion
Source: RefSeq, a predicted model, not a curated record
AUGGUAGAGAUUCGACCGUUUCUCCUCCCUGCUAAUUGGACGCAUAGAAGGUACUACAAAAACCUACCCAAGGAGAAGAGAACAAGAUUCAUUGAUGAAAUGCAGAAUGCAUCCAUCCACAAAGAUGAAAAGCAGGUCUUGGAUAUCAUUCCUGCCACUUUGGAUGAUGUUCUUGGCACGAUACCGCGCAAUUCUGACUCUCGUAUUAUCUAUUGUUUAAGUGCACGAGACUUUCCACUUUCAUUGGCCAAGCGUUUCUUUAGACUCGCACAACUCCGAGGACUUAACUUCAAUAACAUUUAUUAUGUUAUCACCAUGUUGGACAGUAUCAGCAACAAUCUUGAUACGGAUACGUUUGCUCGCUAUAAGCAAUACUAUACCAUAAGUCUUCGAAAGUUCGUCGAAGAACUUGCGCUUAAAAUGAAGUUUGAUAUCUGCGACGAUCAUAUGUUUGUCGUUUCAGAUAAAGUCCAGAAACCAUUGUUGCAGCUCUACGAAAGUAUACCGUUACAUUCUUGUACAUAUUAUGUUAUUGGAGAGACCAAUUCGGGUAAAUCUAAGCUUUCUAAGAGACUGAUGAAGCUUGCUAUGAAAGAGGGGAAAUGUGUGAAACGAGUAGAUGAUGAGAACGGAGACUCCAAAGAUGAAGAUGUAGAUUCAAGACAGAAUGCAAAUCAUUUUUAUACGGUUUCUCCUUCACCGUUUAGAACUAGAAAGAACAUGACAUACUAUGCUCCACAGUUUGAUUUCACUCUUAUAGAUACUCCUGGAUACUUGCAGAAAAGAAAUGGGAUCUUUGGCAUAUUAAAUGAACGAUUGAGGCUGAACUUGUAUACGCAGUAUCAGGUAGAUUCUGCUCCUUUAGGAGUGGAGUUCAAAUCACCUACCACAACAGAGGUAUUUAGCAUAGGUGAAUUCUUCUUUAUUAAGCCAAGAGGUAUCACCGGCUUUAAAUAUCGAAGGUUUAUGUACGGGAAGCCGGCAGUCUAUUCUAGAUACUCUGCUGCCACUCGAAAAAUGGCCCGAAGUGAUAGACUCGUCACGCCCAAAAUGAGAAGGUACCUAAUCCCUCCAUUUAAGGGGAAAAUCGACUUGAUAUUUGAUAAUAUGGGCUAUAUAGAAAUAGAUAACUUCCAGGGAGACGGAAGUGAUUACUGGCAGAUAUUUGCACCUCAAAAUAUCAAGAAGUUGAUUCGGAUCCCCAGUAUGAGUGUAUCUCUAUUGAGUGGACAACUCGCGGACUAUGCUCCCUUCUUGGAGAUUCCAAUGACAGUCAAUGUUCAGGAUUUUAUAAGCGAUCAUCCAACUGAAAUGUGA